AUGCUCGUUUACCUUUCCACUGUUGGUCUGGACACUAUCAAGCAAAUCCCAAUACAAUUCAGAUUUGGUAAACAUCAUGUUGCGGCUGCAUGUUAUCCUAUGCUGUACAGUGCAGUGCAUAUCAUAGACCUUCCAAAGGAUUCGGUUUCUACAUGGAUACUCUGCUUCUUCACGCAAGAUCUCGCCUAUUAUCUCGGUCAUCGUGCAGUACACGAAGCUGGUGUGCUCUGGUCCGUUCAUGAGAUUCAUCAUUCCUCUGAGUACUACAAUCUUAGCACCGCUCUUCGUUUGUCAAUAAAUCAGGAUGUUUUUAUGCUGUUUUUCGACAUGCUACAAGCUCUCGCCAUUCCACCAAAUAUAUUCAUCGCUCACAAAUAUCUAAACAUUAUCUUUCCAUUCUGGCUUCACUCGAACGCAGUUCCCUACCUCGGUCCACUUGAGUACUUCCUCAACACUCCGUCUAGCCACCGAGUUCAUCAUGGCAGAAACCCUUACUGCAUCGACAGGAACUAUGGAGCUGUCUUGAUUAUUUGGGACAGGUGA
This is a messenger RNA of Cooperia oncophora, 543 nucleotides long. The record is from the annotation of a GenBank genome assembly. NCBI's taxonomy places the organism in Eukaryota, Metazoa, Nematoda, Chromadorea, Rhabditida, Trichostrongylidae.